Molecule: messenger RNA, 1743 nt
Organism: Neohortaea acidophila
Lineage: Eukaryota; Fungi; Ascomycota; Dothideomycetes; Mycosphaerellales; Teratosphaeriaceae
Exons: 1
Coding region: 1-1743 (580 amino acids)
Source: RefSeq, a predicted model, not a curated record
AUGGCGACUACUACCGACCUCGACACGCCCGAUGACCUCUCUUCCAUCGCGGAAGAUAGCGGCGUGGACGACGAGUCUUUAUACGAUGAAGGACAUAACGCUUCCUCUCCCAACGCAGAGCCCGACGCCUUCGCGCCGAGCACCGCAGCCGCGCAAGCAGCAAAGGCGUUGGAGGUCGCGCAGGGCUCUUCUGCGUUCGAUGGGCCUGCGGAAAGUCCAGUCGCUUCGCCUGGCUGGCCAGACGAACGAUCUCUCCCCAUACUAGAUGCGGGUCCGGCUCCGCCAGAUUACUAUGCCGCCACGACGGCCAGGCGCCACCCGGAGCGGGACGGGGUGCGCGAAGGAACAGACGACGAGCGAAGCUCUACGGCUGCAGAGGAGUUUGAGGUGCUUGAGCCGCUCAUGCACUACGACGACUCCCUGGCGUACUCUCCAGCAUCUUCCCACAAGCGGUCGAAAGAUAUCAAACACCGCCUUGCAACCCUGCUCGACCAAAUCCGACACGGCCGGCCACCGUCUCUCCGCUUCACUCGCAUGGCCCAGCGCAGCGCUCUCUUGCUCCUAUUGACUCUAAUUAUUGCCUGUGCAAUCGUCGUCUCAGUACCCCGACGACGCAACAACAUUUUACAUCCCGACUACACCCGACUCCCAGAUGAAAUUCGCAAUCCUUCCCACGACCACCCCAAUACCGAGCACUGCCGCUUCGACAGCUUCAGCGAGUACGUAGAGAUUCCCUUUGACGAUCUGGAUUACUUCACAUUCGAGGAAGGUGACCUGACGUCGGAUGACGCCGCCGGCCUUCAUAUCGGUGGCACAUUCCACGACGAUCCUCGAGAUUGGAAGAAGGCGCUCAUCUCCGGCAAUGUUGUCCUCAUGGAAACGCCCCAGCGUGCCGAUGCGCGAGACGCCGCCAUCACGGUCCGAAUCAACAUUGCUACCACCGAGGGCUGGACAACGGAGAAGAUCCGGUUCGUGAAGCAUGGCCAGAUCGUGAGGUUGCAGACCCCAGUCCUGUCAGCCUCGUCGGAGGCGGAGAUUGUUUCCCAAACUCCCUGUAUGGAUAUGUGGGUUGGCAUCUACGUGCCACAGCGCUACAGCCCCGUGAACUGGGAAGUGGACCUGAAGUACUUGAAUUUUCACCAGCAGUCGCCGGCAAAUCUAGCAGCAAGCGACAACAACUUCCUGCUCAACGUGGAAAACUCCACGCGAAUCGCCUCCCAAUACGGCGCCGUGCACGCCGCGCUGAGCGCCGCCUCCAUCUCCGUGGAAACGUGGACGGGCAAGAUCACGGGGAGCUACAGCUUCCACGAUGCCGUGAGCCUCGAGGCCCUGAGCGGCGACAUCGACGUGACCAUCACCCCGCUCGAACCCAGCAACUCCGACAUACGAACCCUGCAGACCUCGACCGACACCGGCGAGAUGAAAGUCGUCGUCCCGCCCGAGGCCCUCGACAACGCCGCCUCCAUCCAGGCCGACCAUUUCUCCGGCUUCGGGUCCACGUCGCUGACCUACCCCGUGGGCUGGCCGGCGAACGUGCACACCACCUGCCUCACGGGCUCGCUGCGGAUCAACGGGCGCACCAUUCCCAAGGACGAAUUCACAGAUGACGGGGCGUCGGAGGUAGAGCUGGUGACCGAGCCGGACGAUGAGAGUUACGGCUAUCUCAACGUCCAUUCCACCUGGGGAGAUUUGGAUCUCAUCUUUCAGGAGGUCGCGCGCGAAGUCACUGCUGAUGGAGCGUGA